AUGUUGGUGCAAUUUAUUUUCCUGACACUAGCUUAUGGUGUCUUCGGACAGGGUGAAUUUAUUUAACAAUUGCAUUACCAAAAAUUUAGAGUUUUGUUUCUUUCCAUAAUUCGAUAAAAAUUAUGACAAAAGUCACCCUUUGCCGUUUCUUUUACAGAGGUCAAUAACACCUUGAAAUUUAAACAGAACAGCAAUUAUGCUUAUACGAAAAGGCUCUAUGGGGGCGUUGAGGUAAUCGUCGCCUGCUGGGCGAUGCAAUGAUUUUCCACUUUGCUUGAGGUGACAAAAUCCUUCCUUCACACAGUACAUAACCGUUGAUGGCGUGCGCAUUUCUAAGGCCGCAGACGGAACACACUGUGUCGCUCCGAAUGACUGCUGGGAAAUUAUCCAUCGUAAGAUAUUCAGUUGGCAUUUUAUUCUUUAAACAAUCAUUUUAGUCAAAAGAACAUAUUACACACGUAACAGAAAAUUACUAAUUAGCUGACAAAACAUUCUUUUUUUCAGAAGUGAAAUUCUCUAAAUAUUAUAAACAUUGGUUGCAUGCGCACAUAUGUGGAGGAGAGGACUGCUAACGUAGGAGAGAGUUCCCUAACGAGAUGGGCCAGCGUUCCUCUUCCACUAUGAAUCUCUAUAAUAUUUCAGUUACCUCAGGAUGCCGACUUUCGAAUGAACUUCCUUCAGGUUGAAUGCAAAAUCUACAUUCUAUAAAACAUGACCACUUAUUGAGCAUGAACGUUUAUAAUUGAUUUUCGAUGCCCCUAAAUGUCCAAUUAUUUUUCAUGAAAGCACGCACAAAAAUAUUCAUUCUUUUGCUCAUUCAGUAGAAAGUCACGUCUUUUUUAAUUUUAUAAUAGAGGGAGGGGCAUAAUUCGAUUUUUAAAAAAGUUUGUAAUUGUUGGGCUCUUAAAUACCGUAAAAAGGCCGCUCGUAUAUCUUCGUGUCUCUGCAGUUACGAAUGUGGCUUGUAAAGUUAACAAUAUAGAUUAAAUCCACAAACGUUUUGCAGAUUCAAUAGCUAGAAACUCCAUAAAUUUAAAAACAUGUAUUUUUUAAGCUGAGAUUACUCCCUUUUGCUUGCAAGCGAUGUAAUUUCUCAUAUCCUCCCUUAACUGGUUCUUUGGAAAAAGAAGACGGGAUUUUCUUCCUGCUUUUCCUGUUGAUAUUUGUCUUCGUUUACAGCACAAUGUACAUUAAUAGGAAGUCUUAAUCUGCACACCUCAGUUGCAUGGGAGGGUCAAAUUUCGUUCAUAUCUGGCCAGUUUUCCUUUAAUCAAAGUGACUUGAAACGAAUGCCUCUCUAAUGAAUGGCUUUCUGCGCGUCAAAUGAAUUGAAUGAACACAAAUAAGAACGUCAAAUCUAUGCCAUAGUUGGCAGUCAUAUUUCGGCUACGACAUUCUGUGUGGCAGACCACUUGCUGUAUAUAUGCAAGUAAGGAAAUACAGACAAAGUCAUGGGAGACCGGAAUGGUCGUUUCUGGCUUAGCAGCCGUCAUCAGCCAGUUAUACCUAACCCCAAGUAUCGAUCCCCUGAGAUUCGAAAGUGGAAUCUUUACUCAUGGAGUUUGACAUUCUACCAUUAAGCAGGGGACCCGUUGUCCUGCCGGAUGUGAUCGGGAGUAUUAAUUAUGGUAGGUAGGCACUCUACCGAUCGGUUUUACGGAAUGCACUUGUUCUAUCGUGCCAUGAUGCUCAAACUGGAACCCUCGAAGUCAGUCGCUCAGCGACCAGUAGCGUAUGCAAGUAAGGUGAUGCCGACAAAACAAAUGCUUAUUAAUAUGGAGACAAUUUACAGUCUUAUAUAUUUUCCGCUUUGCAGGAUUAUGUCCCAAAUAUUUAGUGUCAGUUAAAUUACACUUGCAGACGUGAUUAUAAUUAUGAGGUAAUUCGCUCAUAUUCACGACAUAAAUUUUGGUAGUAAGUGCAAAACUGAAUUAGCCAAGAUGAGAUUUGCAUAGGCCUUCGUGUGUUUCACAAUCAUCUCUGUCCCAAAUUUGUAAGUAAAUCUUUCCUUCACAAGCUGGACAAUACGUCAUCCUUAAUGGUUUCCUGAAAGGAGAACAGGCAGGCAUUGUGUGGAAGACGGAGCUUCCCACUGGUCGAUGCCCUGUUGGAAUACAAUACAAAUUAGCCGGCACUCCGGAGUGUAAGUCAAAGUCAUCAUUUCAGUCAUAAACACUUUGUUGUACUUUUUUUUCCUUAUUACUCUUCGUGCCAGUCAUUAGCGAAGUCGCUUAUUUAACUCGUAAUUAUACAUAGAUGGCAAUAUGCAGACAAAUGCUUAUCGAUUUGAUGAAGUCUAUUUUGAGUCAGGACAUACAAAGAAAUAACCGGUUGUAAUUUUAACAGCUUUAUGAAUUACAUCUCAAAAAUAGCGCAUGCUAUGAUUUUUCCUCCAGAUCCACCGCUGCCUUCGGGAGCAGUAUCUGUCUUCGCGAAAGAAGUCCUUAAAAAUGAAAGGCUCAUCCAUAUUCUGCUUUUCAAUGGAAAACGAUUGGUAAUCUCCGGAAACCAAUUUAAUUAUUGCAUCUAUGCGACCUACAUGAGAAACGUUAGUGUGUAUGAAUUAAGCUCAGGAGCCCAUGUAAUUAACGCAGUUGCAUGUGUUACUGUACAGGGGAUGUGCUAACUCAUGAAAUGUCAAUUAAAAUUUCGAAAUGCGUUCUCGUUUCGAAAAGAUAAAUUAAGCAGUGUUGCAAAACUAAUAAUGAUGAAGCAUAAAUCUAUAUUGAUCCAAUUACCGCAGGGUGUCGGCAUUCGAAAGAACUUAUUUUCGGCUGCAUGCAAGAUCUAUAUGCUGAAAAAAUGACUACUUAAUUAGCAUGUAAUUUCUUCACUGAUUUUCGAUGCCCUUGAAAAUUUUAUUAUAUUUCAUGGAAAGCUUGCAUAAAAAUAUUUAAUUUUUUACUUAUUCGGUAGAAAAUCACGUCUUCUUUCAAUUUCAUACUCAAAGGAAGAGUAUAAUUCGGUUUUAAAAAAAUUUCUAAUGAUGAGAUUUUUUAAUACCGUUAAAUGGCCGUUCAUGAAACGUCAUGUAUCUGCAUUUAAGAAUGUUGCUUGCAAAGUUAACAAUAUUGCUCAAAUCAACUGCUUAAUUUUAUGAACCUCAUAUGAUCUCCCCUUAACAUCGUAGAGAAAUGCAUGGAUUUCCGUACACGGAAAAUAUACAGCUUAUAGUUUUGAAACCCUGAAUGCAUGUGUAACAGCAGGUCGGGUUCAUAAUUAUUCGGGAAUUAGGAAAGUUUUUUGAAACCGAAUUAUACUCUUCUUUUAGUAUGAAAUUGGAAUAAGACGUGAUUUUCUACCGAAUAAGUAAAAGAAUGAAUAUUUUUACGCAUGCUUUCCAUGAAAUAUAAUUGAAUUUUCAAGGGCAUCGAAAAUCAAUGAGAAAAUUGCGUUCUACUUACGUAGUCAUUUUUUGCAAAGUAUAGAUCUAGCAUGCAGCCUAAAAUAAGUUCUUUCGAAAGCCGACACCCUGCGGUAAUUGGAUCAUUAUAGAUUUAUGCUGCAUCAUGAUCAGUUUUACAACACUACUUAAUUUAUUGUUUCGAAACGAAAACGAAUUUCGAAAUUUUGGUUGACAUUUCAUGAGUUAGCACAUCUACUGUAUAUACUAUUGUGAACUGAACAAGAAUGCAUCAUUAGUAAAUAGAUUAAUUUUAUCUUUAUUUUCUCUAUGUCAAGUAGAUGCAAUGUGUUUGUUUCAGACUUUAGUCUAUUUCAUUGUCCUCAUAGGUAAGCUUCUCAUCAAAGGAAUAACAACAGCGGCACCAUUUCAUGUUCUUAACCUUUUAGAGCCUAUCCCAUAUCGGGAACAUUUCUGUGGAAAAAAGGGAUGACAAUAUUAUAUCACUCCUAGGUUUGACCGGUAAGUGCAUAAUCCGGUGUUCCGAAAGAUUUCAUACAGGUCAUGUCCAAUGGAACUGAUCUUUGCAAAACACUUUGAACCACAGUUUCCAUAUUAAACCCUUUUUGCACAUAUGCAUGUGUGUUUUCAGGAGGGGACUGGGACAAACUUGUACUAUUUACGGGACAUUUGGGAAGCCAAACGCGACAAAUGGAGAUAAAGUUUACGACUGGCAGGAUUACUCGUGUUACUAUAAAUCCUUCCAAUAAAUCGGAGGCCAUAGCCCCAGUCUUAACAUUCAUUGACUACGAGCACGCCUUCAAGUGCACAAAGAAUUAG
Messenger RNA from Spirometra erinaceieuropaei, 4183 nucleotides. The record is from the annotation of a GenBank genome assembly. NCBI's taxonomy places the organism in Eukaryota, Metazoa, Platyhelminthes, Cestoda, Diphyllobothriidea, Diphyllobothriidae.